AUUCGCGAUAGUUAGCUUACCUCAUGGGUUUCUAGGCUGCCUAUCGAAGUGGCGUCUAGAAUUGCAGUGUAGCACAGGCUUUACGUGACGACUCUUGCCAGCAUUGGCUCUUGCUGCUUUUCCACGGUCCAGUUUAAUCGCACUACGCAUCCUCAUCGGAGACCUAUUUUGCUCCGACCCCCGUAUUCUAGCAGCCUCUCCUUAUUAAAGUCUUGUGUGCACACGGCAUUCUUCCAUAACCGUCAUGAGUGCCUUUUUGGUACUUAGGUAGCUCGUCAUAAUUUUCUGCAUCAUAUUGAAGACAGGGGUGGUCGACAACUUUCUUGGAUAAUAACACUAGUUCAUCGUACCAAAGGCUUGCUUGCCGACAUAAUGGAGUGCCUUAGCAUUGCCGUCAUCGGUGCCUAUGGUGUGGGCAAAACUCACUUCAUACGAACUGCCAUGUCUCUCCCUCCUCCAUCCAAACCGCAGGCACCCCCCGCAGAUCCAAAAACAAUGACAGCACGUAUAGUUGUUGACAAUGUACCCUACAGCGUUGCUUUAUUUGAGCUGGACCUCCAGUACUUCGAAUCAGAAUACUUCGACGGCCAGCAUAGACAGGUAAAAUGGCCCAAACAAAUGAAUGGCACCAUUUUACCUCAAGUCCAUGGAGUCUUGUUUCUCUAUGAUGUGAUGAACAGGGAGAGUAUUAAUUAUCUACCCGAGACUCUCAAUGCUGUCGUAAAUUCGUCGCUACCAGCAGUUCUUGUGGCUACUAAAUGCGACAAUCCGGAGCCUUCUAGACAAAUCGACGCUGAUGCUGUAGCUGCGGCUUGCAAACCCUGCCUUGCAAGCUUCAAAACAUCGACCGAUAAGCCAGAGACAGCACGGAUGGCAUUAUCUACACUACUAAGGGCCAUGAUUUUAGGAACUCAUGAAAACGAGAGCACAGAAGCGACAGGUCUCAGACGGCGGGCGACUUCAGAAGUGACUCAUCUCGAUGCCCCAACGGAGUCGUUAUCUCGUCCCAUUAGUCAACAUAGUAAGCAUAGUCGGGCAAGCUCCGAUAUGUCGUUGCUGCGCGGUUAUCUCAACGCUCAGGAGAACACCGACUACCGACAUUCGAGAGUUCCCCGUGUGGAUCUUCUGGGUGGACAAAUAUCCGAUGAAUAUGAAUCCGUACAAACUGUGCAUAGUCAGCUUCGAAGCCCUGGCGUUCGUUUAGAUCGAGCUCAGCAUAUCUUUGUGGAGAUCGAAGACUCCGAUGGAGAGUCUAUGAGAUACUCUGAUGAUAUACCUCUGCUCCAGCGGACUGACGAAAAUCUCUUUGAUCGUUCCGCCAAGAAACCGGGGCUAACGUUCGAUGAACUUGUUGAUCGUUUGCUGGCACCAAAGCUAUCCCGGGUAGACCAUAACUUUGCAGGCGUCUUCUUGUGUCUGUAUCGCAAGUUUGCCACACCUGGCGAGUUGUUUUCCGCCAUACUAGCACGGCUAGACGCUAUUAAAGAUGAUAAAUCAAUUCACUACCUCACCAAGACAACUACUCAGUUGCGAAUUAUUGAGGCCAUUGCUAAAUGGGUUGAAACUUAUCCAAACGACUUUGCGCGAUCUGUGAUCAGAAGAAGAUUAGAUGAGUUCAUCACACAUUUGGCAGCUGAGCCAAUAUUCUCAGCUGCUGCCUUGCAAAUGCGGAAGAUCCUGGAGGAAAGCGUAACGGAGGACGAUGACACAGGCUGGGUUAAAUCUGAGGCCGAAGACAGUCAAGCGGAUAAGAGUUCUUCGGAGAACGCGAGGCAAGGUAGCGAUGUCCAGGACAGUCUGAGUUUGCUGAGUAUCGGUAACCAGACUGACCGACACGCCUCUGCUGCCUCAUUGGUUUCGAGUUCGGCAGGUGCUGCUACCACGAAAACUCAUUCAUUUCAAUUCCACUCAUAUGAGGAUUAUGAGCGCGAGGCUGUCACCAUGACGCCUACUUAUACACUCCCUCUGACGAAAUUUCGAUAUCACAUCUUCCUGGAUAUGGUGAAUGACGAUAUUGCAGAUGAAAUGACCAGGAUUGACUGGGUGAUGUUCUCGUCUAUCCGUAUACGUGAUCUUGUGCGCCAUGUCAGCUUAUCGGCCGAGCAAAAGGAAAAAUGCAAAGCGAUGAGGAACGUAAAUCGCAUGAUCUCGCAUUUCAACCAUGUUGCAACAUGGGUGUCAAACAUGGUCUUAAUGCGGGACAAGGCUAAACACCGAGCGGUCAUGCUCGAAAAGUUUAUGCAUAUAGCAUUGAGGCUGAGACAGCUGAACAACUACAACGGUUUAGCUGCUGUACUUGCCGGUAUCAACGGAACCGCAGUCCUCCGACUCACUCAAACGCGAGCCCUGGUGCCGCCGGACGUGCAGAAACGGUUCGCCCGGCUUGUGCUGCUAAUGGGUACUCAGAAAGGUUAUUUCGCCUAUCGGUUAGCUUGGGAGAAUUCCCCCUUGCCACGUAUUCCGUUUAUUCCUUUACACCGCAAGGACCUUGUCUCUGCGGAAGAGGGCAGCAUCACAUUUAUCGGACCGCAGGGCGACCGAUUGAAUUGGAAGAAGUUCGAGGUGCUUGGAGAGGUUAUUUUGCCGAUAAUGAAGAGCCAGAGUACUCCCUACCCCAAUUUGACGAAGCAUGAUGACGCUAGGGAGCUCAUCUUAGAUUGCUUGAUAACCACAGAUGAAGAUGACAUCUACCAACGAAGCACUCAAGUAGAGAGCUCAUCGGGUCUUGCGGUGGACCCGUCCAAGAAAAAAUUCCCGUGGUUUGCUAACAAGAUCUCAUAAUAAUUUGUCUCUUUGCAGGGAUAGUACACCUACUUGUUUUUGGGACUUAUGGCGUCAGGAUAUUGGGAAAGCGUGUUUGUGUCUAGGCGACAUAGAAUAUCAGCGAUACUUUGAGAUGGGAAGUUCUGGGGCUACCUAGUUUACAACUAUCUUCCGACCUAGGUGGAAUUAGAAUCUUCUUUGAUAUUGGAACUUGGCAGUAAAUGUUCACACUUCAGCCUCUAUGAAGUUAAUAGCUACUAGAUAGGUUGGGGAGAAGACGCCCCGUAAUAUAUAGGUCCAGUCUACGUGUACACGCACAGCUUCAAAAUCAUCUACAUACAGUAUGGCGUGGACUGAUACAAGGAGUCCCGUGGAUCCUGGUCUGUUGUAGGUCGGACAGAGGAGGGCCUAUGGCGGCAUUCAUCUAGCCCCCUUCUGCCCCCUGAUACCUACUACUGUAUGUAUAUCAUAGAUAAUAGUAGCUCCUCUGUAGUUCGAGGUCUAGACCAGAUCAGCAAUUUCUAAUUUGCUGACUAUGGGGCUCACCGCGUCGCUAAGUUAAAUAAAAGCGCAGACACAGCGGUGUCGCAAUGCACGAUAAGGAGGGGACAGAGAGGGGAGCUGUCCAGCAAAAUCUAAUUGUAAUGACGUCAUG
Molecule: messenger RNA, 3418 nt
Organism: Xylaria bambusicola
Lineage: Eukaryota; Fungi; Ascomycota; Sordariomycetes; Xylariales; Xylariaceae
Product: ras guanine nucleotide exchange factor domain-containing protein
Exons: 4
Coding region: 373-2781 (802 amino acids)
Biological process (GO): positive regulation of GTPase activity; Ras protein signal transduction
Cellular component (GO): plasma membrane
Molecular function (GO): guanyl-nucleotide exchange factor activity
Source: RefSeq, a predicted model, not a curated record